CAGUAAUCAGUUAUCGGCGGCGAGAGUGAUCGAGCAUCGCUAUUAUGUCACCGCAAUUAAAAACUGUGCCACGCAGUGAGGAAGCGACGGAUAUCUAUGGCGGGGAGGUGGCAGUGGUAGUGGUGGUGAGACGGUGAGGGGAGGGGAGGCGCAAGUUGCGGACCGCGGCGAGGUGAUUCGCGCGCCGCACGCCGCCGCGUUCGCACGCCCGCUCCUGUCGCGCUUCCAGCGCAUAGCUGCGCCCGCGCCGCGAUGUGUGAAUAGUGAGAGAGCGCGUCGUAAGCGCCUCGACUUCUCCAUGGAGUACCAGCACCCGCAACCAGUUCAGCCGCUCGGCCCGCCGGCGCCGCCGCCACAGCUGCUACCGCCCGCGCCGCCGCCACCGUUGCCCACACUGCCACAGUUGCAGCACGGUCACGUGCAGGACGACGACCGCUGGAGCCAGUACCACAUCUGGAGGCAACACGUAUUCGUCAAUGGCAAGUCGGUGAACAGUAAGGACACGCUAGAAGACAAGAAAGAUGAUAGCGAGCUGUGGGAGGCGCAGGCCGCUUUCCUCGGACCCAACCUUUGGGACAAGACCCUGCCCUACGACCCCGAUCUCAAGUACGUGGACCUAGAUGAAUUCCUGUCGGAGAAUGGCAUGCCGGGCGAAGGCCUGGGCGGUGCGCACCUCGGUGGCUCGGCCUUCGGGCCGGGCACGGGCCUGGCGCUGGGACUCCAGGCGCCCAUCACCAAGCGAGAGCGCUCACCAUCACCCUCCGAUUGCAUGAGUCCCGACACCAUCAACCCGCCGCUCUCGCCCGCCGAUUCAACAUUUUCAAUGGCAUCGUCAGGGCGCGAUUUCGAUCCCCGGACGCGUGCUUUCUCCGAUGAGGAGCUCAAGCCGCAGCCCAUGAUCAAGAAGUCCCGGAAACAGUUUGUACCCGAUGACCUGAAAGAUGACAAGUACUGGGCCCGCCGGCGAAAGAACAAUAUGGCGGCGAAGCGUUCCCGGGACGCGCGGCGCAUGAAAGAGAAUCAAAUCGCGCUGCGAGCGGGUUAUCUCGAGAAGGAGAAUAUGGGGUUACGGCAAGAAGUGGAGCUACUGAAGAAGGAAAACCAUAUCCUUCGCGAGAAGCUGUCUAAGUACGCGGAUGUAUAGGCGGCCCGCGAACCCACUAUCCCGUAUAGCACAAACACGCCACACGAUAAGUCGCGGGCGACGCCGCUGCCGGCCCCGGGCACUUCAUAUUUACCAUCUAUUUGUGAUGCUUUUUAAAUAUUCGGUUUUAAGUGUACUUUUACUGACGAGUAACCGUUAGUUAUGUGAGACUUAUGGACUUAUUAACUGUGACUUUGGUCCACUUCUUCCUUUCCCUCAAACGCAUAUCCGCUUUGCGGAUCCUAUUUCUCCUUCUCCUGUUCUACUUGAUGUUGUCAUUUCUUCUUUAUUAGAGCCAGUUAUCUUAUAGCACACUCGAUGUGUCAAUAUUUUAGAUUUAAAUUUAUAGGUAGUACCUUUUACAAAAUUCUUCCACUAUAUAUGUACAUACAUAUAAAGACAAUGAAUAUUGAUGUCUUUCUUUAUUCUCUUACUUCAUGAAUUGACCUUCACGAUAUUGUUAUAAGAGAAGUGGCUCUUUUUAAUGUUAUUAUAUACUAUGAUAGUAAUAAUCAGUAUAACAGUUACCGUAAGUUUUAUUUAUUAGUGUAAUAGGUGAAUCUUAACCAAAGUUCCGUUUGAACUCUGAUCUAUCGUCGUAUCUAAUUCCUUCAUUCGGACUCGGUUCGACAUUCUACAGGGUUAGUCAACGACGUACGGACCAAAAUUUAUGGAGAAUCGUUAUUUUACAAAAAAAGGGUGUUUGUUGUGUCCCCGUCCCGAGCGUGCGUCGUGCCGCGCCCCGGCCCGGCCCGGCCCGUUCCAUGUUACGUCUCAAAUCGAACCCGGAUACGGUCCGGGCCGUACCGAUCCGGGCGCGGGUCGUCGUUUAAGUUAAAGUUGUUGAAUAUUUAUAUUGUAUUGGCACCGGUCGCGUGCGGCGUGUGCCGGCAGGCCGCCGCGCGUUAGUUUGCUCAAGUGGCUCGCGUACGCAUGCGCAAGUGUAGUGGCUGCGUCUGUAUAUAGGUAGUUUUAAUAGACCCCGCGUCGAGCCCCGGACACACCGGCUCGCCCGCGAUCUGUGUUACAACCGUCGCCGUUGCCAGCUCCGCCCCGUCCGUCCCCUGUUCCGGAAUGACUGCAGUACCGAUCCGUGUCACGUGUCCGGGGCCGCGGGGUCCGCAGGUUUCCCGCUCUGGCUCGCUUCGUAGGACCGCUCCGUAUGAGAUUAGCCCGCGAGGCGCCCGGCGAUAACGACUCAGUCCCAAUUCCCUGGGUGCCCCGCUCGCGCCCUCUGUCGUUUCCGUAGUGAGCGAACACUAGUUUCGUUUCAAAUUUACAUAGUAGGUAGUGUAAGUAGUACGUAGAUUCCGUAGCGUAGUCGUUAUUAGUAUAUUUUUUGUUAUGGCUGUAGUUGUUAACGUUUUUGAAAGUUUAUAUUAUUUUUUUUAGUUUUAAAAGAGACUCGCGUUAUCGCGUCAAAAGGGUUGGACCCGCGUACAUAGAUAUGGAUCGGCGCUCCGUGCCUCACACCGUUACCCAAACAGCGCGGCCGUGCGAAAGCGUAUCGUGUCCGCCGCGUUCCCAUCGCGUCCGCUCGCCCCGGACCAACCCGCGCGGCCGCGUCCCCAUGCACAUGACUGCAUCAUCUGGACUUUUCCUCUGCACUCUAUUUGACUCGUGCUAAUCUUAUAAUAUAUUUUUGUAGGUUUUUGUCGUUGAUAAAUGAGUCAAUUGAAUGUUUAUUGAAUUGAAAUAAAAAAGUAAUGUUUAUGAACUAAGACUAAGAAGUUGUUGCAUUUGAAAGUAUUUUAUGAAUACAAAGCGAGAACAAUAAAAUGUUUUUUCUAUAAAGGUUUACACGUGAGGGAUACUAUAAAGGUGUGACGGUUGAACUUUUGAAAUGCACUGUUUCAUAUCAAAAUGAUAUUAAAUGUAAUUAACUUAAUGUUAAUCGGCCGCGCAGUGUGGCAUUUGAUAUUCCAUCUUGUUUGUUAAAAAGUAUACAAUGAAUUACGCAAUAUGAUAUAUAUCUAUACUAAAUUGUUUCUCCGAAAAUAUGUAAUAUGGAUAUAUAAUGUUAUAAUAAGGUAUCGUGAUAAGAAGGAGUUGUAUGUAAGAGCAUCGCGGAAGAAUCGCCUUGCCGCACCCCGCGCCCGCCAUUCUCCGCCUCCCUUAUUUAUUUCCACUCCCCCUACCCCCGUCUUCACACUACCUUCCCAUGGACAUUACGACAACAUAAAACCAUAUUGAUUUACAUGUACGAGUAGUAUUUUGUUUGAUUAUAACUUAUAUGGUUCUAUGGAUUGAAAUAAAUGUUAAUUGUUGU
Messenger RNA from Parnassius mnemosyne (clouded apollo), 3413 nucleotides. The record is from the annotation of a GenBank genome assembly. NCBI's taxonomy places the organism in Eukaryota, Metazoa, Arthropoda, Insecta, Lepidoptera, Papilionidae.